Molecule: messenger RNA, 1308 nt
Organism: Malassezia globosa CBS 7966
Lineage: Eukaryota; Fungi; Basidiomycota; Malasseziomycetes; Malasseziales; Malasseziaceae
Exons: 2
Coding region: 1-1308 (435 amino acids)
Biological process (GO): mitochondrion organization
Cellular component (GO): cytoplasm; mitochondrion
Source: RefSeq, a predicted model, not a curated record
AUGGGUACCGAUACACAAAACCCUACUCUUGAUACCUUCGCUCAAGGCCAAGCGAUUGCUCGUGCAAUGGAACAGGACCACGGCAUGUUCGAGGACACUCUUCGCUGGUGGACAGAAGACACAGAUCUCAUGCAGGGCUUCCAGCUCAGUGCAUCGAUGCAUGAUGCAUAUGGGGGCAUUGUAUGCACUUACCUCGACAUGCUCGCGGACGAGUACCCCAAGACAGAAAGGCACCUGACCUUGCUGUCUCAAAGGAUGGAACAUAAUGAGAAGCUUACACCCUAUACCAUGAUGAACCAAGCCCUCAGUCUUGCACACGCUUUGGACUAUGCACAUUUGCUAACGCCUAUAGGACUCGAGGCACCUCCCUCUUCGAGAUGGCCGCACGUACGUGCGGAGCCAACGUGUAUGAGCGAGACAAGCGCUAUUGUGGCGGCGCUGUAUGAGACGGCCACACUGCCAUUGCGCCUUGCACGACGGACAGAGUCGAUGUAUUCGUUUCGAACCCGCCUAAAUUGGCGUGGCGAUACGCCUAUAUCCCAACUUGGCGGGUGUUUGCCGACGCCGCUCCUGGCUGAUGAACGCCACACUGAUCCUCUGGAUAUCCUCAUGCAGUCGAUGCUGGCACGGCGCCAUGGAAAAGAGUCCAUCAUACACAAAGACACAGCAGAGGAAGCAUCCAAGCGAUUGGAUGCUGCUUGGUGGGAUGCGUCUUUGCCUGUGGCCACUUUCUACCAAAGCAAAUGCAGGGCGUCGUCAGCGGAUACACUCGCGGCGAACCCUGCGUCAAAUCCAGUCGCCUCCACUAUACCAUACGCUGAAUGCUUUGUUGCGCGCGAUGCUGAUGCUAAUGCGGAGAAACCUACCAUAGAUGCACUCGCAUACGACGAGCAGCUGCCAGAACCCCUGGUUACUCGAGCCUUUGUUCCGUUGGCCUACCCUGUUGAUUCGAAAUUUGCAGCCAUGUUCCACGGAACAACGUCGGAUGGACGGCCCUGGCCAUACAACAACGAUGGUAAUCAUGCGCCACGCGUGACAUCCACGCCAUGUGUUGCAUCGCUACAGACAUCACCCGAUAUUGGACGACUCGCGCAUGGAGCGCGCCAGUUCAUCGUGCGUGUCUUGCAGGGGCAUGAGCCUCUGAGCAUGUAUGGCGUGGAUGCAUCGGAGCGCGAUUUGCUCGGUGACGUUCGAGAAACGUUCGAGUCACUAUGUGAUGCAUACGGAGGCACAGAGAAUGAAUGUGGGAACGAUGACGGCGGCCCCGCCACUGAUGAAGAGUGGGACACGGAUGCUUGGGAAGUUUAG